CCUGUAUUGUCUGCAGUCUCUGGUCAUCCCCUGUAUUGUCUGCAGUCUCUGGUCAUCCCCUGUAUUGUCUGCAGUCUCUGGUCAUCCCCUGUACUGUUUGCAGUCUCUGGUCAUCCCCUGUAUUGUCUGCAGUCUCUGGUCAUCCCCUGUAUUGUCUGCAGUCUCUGGUCAUCCCCUGUACUGUCUGAAUUCUCUUGGUCAUCCCCUGUACUGUUUGCAGUCUCUUGGUCAUCCCCUGUACUGUCUGCAGUCUCUUGGUCAUCCCCUGUGCUGUCUGCAGUCUCUGGUCAUCCCCUGUACUGUGUCUGCAGUCUCUGGUCAUCUUCUAAACUGUGUCCGCAGUCUCUGGUCAUCCCCUGUACUAUGUCUGAGUCUCUGGUCAUCUCCUGUACUAUGUCGCAGUCUCUGGUCAUCUCUUGUACUGUGUCCGCAGUCUCUGGUCAUCUC
Staurois parvus is the source of this 447-nucleotide messenger RNA. Lineage: Eukaryota; Metazoa; Chordata; Amphibia; Anura; Ranidae. The record is from the annotation of a GenBank genome assembly.